Molecule: messenger RNA, 1952 nt
Organism: Dimorphilus gyrociliatus
Lineage: Eukaryota; Metazoa; Annelida; Polychaeta; Dinophilidae
Source: the annotation of a GenBank genome assembly
CUUUUCAAUACUAUAUGAAGAAUAUCCCUCUUUUAAUAUUCCAUACUUCGAUAGUAUUUAUAUAAAAAUUGUUAUAUAAUAAUAUCUGUCGCGUUAUUUAUUUUAUAUUGAUCAUAGACAUUACUUCAGGAGAAAAUAUAGCUAAUUGGGAAUUAUCAAUGAAGAUAUGACCUCAAGAAUCUCGUUAACAACUAUAGUUAAUGAAUUAAACACCGCAAAAAAUAGUAAACCUUGUAAUGGCGAAGGAUACGGAAUUGUUUUCAAUCUCUGCCACUACAAUGACAAACUCGUCCUAAGUGGAAUUGUGUUUAUGAUCCUUCUCGUUGCUUUAAUUAUUUCAAUAAUUAUAUAUAAACGAAAGUGUUCGAGGAAUAGUUCAGGUAAUCUUGAAAUAAAUCCUUAUUCAUCUUUCCCAAGGUAUAAACUGCAAUAGAGUAUAAAUUAUAUUAACAAAACAGGUGUACUAAUGGAUUUAGAGAGGACUAUUCCUAUAACAGAGUUAAAUUCACCAGAGACGUUUGACGGAUACCAGAAUCUGUCGUUUGAUACUAAAAAAAUCCUUGAGGAACUAAUCACCGAGAGUAAUGAUAAUUUUAAAAGUGUAGUGCUGAAAGAAAAGAACUUAUUCGUUGGUGAAAUGUUAGGAAAAGGACAAUUUGGUAUAGUUUAUCUUGGUAGAUAUGUUAAAAAUAGAAAAUCUCUAGUUAUAGCUAUAAAAACUAUGCAAGGAAAUUCAAAAGAACAGGAUGUAAGAGCAUUUUUAAAAGAAAUUUUAAGAAUGAAGAAAUUUAAUCAUCCAAAUGUAUUAUCAACUUUCGGAAUAGUUCUAAGAUCCAAUAUGCCUUUAGCUAUUAUGCCUUAUAUGAAAUUUGGUGAUCUCAAAUGCUAUAUUUCGGAUAAAUCAGUUGUCAUAACUUUAAAAGAUCUCUUACAGUUUGCUCUAAAUAUUGCUGAAGGAAUGGCCUAUUUAGCAGCAAAUAAAUUCGUUCAUAGAGAUUUAGCAACACGCAAUUGCAUGGUAGAUAAGCAUAAAAUAGUUAAAGUAGCGGAUUUCGGACUCAGCAGGGAUGUUUAUGGGGAAGAGUACUACGUAUUAGAGAAUAGAUCGCUACCUUUACCAAUCAGAUGGUUGGCUCCCGAAUCGCUUAUUCAAUCAAAAUUUAGUACAAAAAGUGACAUUUAUACUUUCGGAGUAUUAUUAUGGGAACUCUUUUCAAGGGGCAAGACUCCCUAUUAUAGUAUGGGAAAUGUUCAAGCAGCUGCACUAAUAAGAGAGGGUCAAACUUUGGAGAAACCUAAAUACUGCCCAGACGACGUAUUCCUAUUAAUGAAAAGAUGCUGGAAUCAACAAUCUAAUGAGAGACCAUCAUUUUAUGAAAUAGCCGCAAAAUUGAAAAUUCGAAUAAAUAGGGGAGAAAUUCCAAAUGUACAAAGCAAUUUAACAUUUGACAAUAUGUCUGACAAUAUGUCUGACAAUAAUAAAGAGCUUAAAUCAGCUGAAUACGUUAGUGAAAUUAUCGGUAAACACUCUAGUUAUCUGAUACCGAAACAACUGGCUAAAGAGAAGCAAUCAGAAUCUAAUAUACAUCAACAUAACGGUUCAAAUGAAGACGAAAAUAAUCAGGGAAAAUCUAGAGAAAGUAAAAUAAGUGAAAUUCUUAACGCUUGCGAAGAAAGGGAUGCUUCGGUUAGAAAGAAACCAAUAAUUCAAUCUGGUAAGAAGACUGCCCCAAAAAGGAUACUCGGUACAAUAGUUUCAAAAACAGUUGAACAAAUUGACAACGAACACGCAUUUCGAAUACCUGUGGAAGAUUGAACUCAAUAUUCAAACAGAUAUAUUUGUAUUACACCUAUUCUAUCUUGUAUAUGAACUUAUUCUUUAUAUAUGUAUAUACAGUAUAUGUAUAUUUAUAUUAUUAUUAUUAUCAUAUAUAUAAGAGAUUCACAAUGGU